CUCUCCCUUCUCUCUUGCUUCUGCUUCCUUCUCCGGCGCUGCGUAUAUUUUGCUCGGAAGCCUUUGAGCUUCCGAGGUUUUGAUGCUUGAGCCGCUGGGCUCCCCAGCCACUCAAGCAUGCUGGAGCCGGUCUGUGCUCCAUCCUCCGAUGACCCUUCGGGGUUAUUCGGUUUCCUCCGAUGAUCCUUCGGGGUCUGUCGGUUUCUGGGUCCCUUUCCGGUGACCCCUUUUGGUUUUUCUGUUUUCUGUUUGUUUGUGUUGUGUUGUGUUCUUGUACAGGUUGUUUUUACAAGCCCGGCGACCCUCGACUCUUUCCGGUGUCGGGGCUCGUUGGUUGUCCAGAUCUGGCCAUCGCCGGUCUGGAUCCCUGCCGCGGUGUCCUGGAGAUUUCAUGCCAUCCUCUCCCGAGUAGAUUGAAGGGUGUCCCAUUGUUGGAUCUGCCGGCCACAGGUUGCGCGAGUGUCUUCACCUCCCUUCAUCCACUGCACUGGGUCUACUCUGCCUUGCUUCUCCACUGUGUUCUUUCUUUGUAUGAAAUCUUAUCCCUUUGGAUAAGACCUUGCUGUAGAUGCCGUAUGGCAGUUCUUAAUGCAUUGCUUCCCUUGCGAAAAGGAAACAACAGAAGUUACUCAACAAGAACAAUCAUCAUUUCCGUAAGUGGAAGUGCUUUAAUUGUUGGCGUUCUGUUGCUUGUGCAUUGCAUAAUUUUAAGACAAAGAAAGGCAAAGGAAACUAUUGAAAGUGAAGAUGAAAUGAUUAAGUGGCAGUGUAGGCAAUAUGACUUUGCCACCGUUCAAGCAGCAACUAAUAACUUCAGUGAAGAAAACAAGCUUGGGCAAGGAGGAUUCGGAACAGUUUACAAGGGCCGACUUCCGAAUAUUGAACAAGAUGUAGCUGUAAAAAGGCUCUCUGGUAAUUCUAGACAAGGAGACACAGAAUUUAUGAAUGAAGUUCUUUUACUGGUCAAGCUCUAUCACCGUAAUUUGGUUAAAUUCCUUGGUUUCUGCUUGGAAGGAAUGGAAAGAAUUCUCAUCUAUGAAUUUUUGCCAAAUUCUAGCCUUGAUCAAUUCAUAUUUGGUAGGCAGUACCAAGCCCAGAUUCGCGGCCUCAAUGCAUACGACCGCCACAAAAAGUUCUUGAACGAUUACGUUGCCUUUUAUGGGAAAGACAAAUCUCAACAUGUAAAGUUGCCUGUUAAAACUGAUCAGGACACCCUUAGAGAGGGAUAUCGGUUCAUACGUUCAGAGGAAGAUGAUCAAAAUCCAGCCUGGGAGCAAAGGCUGGUGAAGCGCUAUUAUGACAAGCUUUUUAAAGAAUACUGCAUAGCAGACAUGUCACAAUAUAAAAGUGGCAAGAUUGGUUUAAGGUGGAGGACAGAGAAGGAAGUCAUAUCUGGUAAAGGUAAAAAUUCCAUCUCGUCUUUGACUGAUUUAAUUAAGAUAUUCUCUCAAAAAUUCUGAAUUUUUGGGUAUUAUGUAUAACUUUUUCUGUGAAUGAGAGAGGGAGAGAGAAACAGAAAGAGAGAGAGACAGGGGGAGCAAAAAUGAACCAAUCUCUAUGACCUUCGCCUUCUCAAAAUCCAAUCUUUAGGGUUUUGAUCCGUUGUUUUGCACCCUAUACAUAAGGUGACAAUAAUGCCAGCAAAACCUGCAAAUGGUGAUCAGCAGUUAGUUCGUGGUGCUCGAACUGUGUUGCAGUCAACUGCCUACUCUGAGCCCUGGUGGCGUGGAGUUGGGACUAAUGCUACCUUAGGUGAAGCUGCUUCAAAAUCAACUUCAGUUGAACAACCUCAUGGUGCAGUUGCAACUGGAGCUUCCCAUUUGCAAUCUAAUGCAGGUAAUUCCUUUAUAACAAAUCAUAUUGCUCUAG
Rubroshorea leprosula is the source of this 1869-nucleotide messenger RNA. The record is from the annotation of a GenBank genome assembly. Lineage: Eukaryota; Viridiplantae; Streptophyta; Magnoliopsida; Malvales; Dipterocarpaceae.